Aureobasidium pullulans EXF-150 is the source of this 1278-nucleotide messenger RNA. Its product is annotated as NAD(P)-binding protein. The transcript has 2 exons. Gene Ontology annotation, biological process: ergosterol biosynthetic process. Gene Ontology annotation, cellular component: mitochondrial outer membrane; endoplasmic reticulum membrane; lipid droplet. Gene Ontology annotation, molecular function: 3-beta-hydroxysteroid 3-dehydrogenase (NADP+) activity. The record is from RefSeq and is a predicted model, not a curated record. NCBI's taxonomy places the organism in Eukaryota, Fungi, Ascomycota, Dothideomycetes, Dothideales, Saccotheciaceae. Bases 1 to 1278 code for a protein of 425 amino acids.
AUGGAUUCUUCAGAAGACGAGCAACAGUCUGUCUAUACUGUGCUGGUCACGGGCGCAAAUAGUGGCCUAGGCUUCUCAACCUGUUGCCGUCUUAUUGACGAAUUCCUACACUCGCGACCGCAAACGCAAACCCUCCAACUCAUCAUAACCACACGCUCAACCUCCAAGAACAAAGACACCCAAGCACGUCUUCACCAACACCUCCAAAAAACGCUCCAAAAAGCCGACAAGUCGACUCCAGGAAUCAGUCAAGUGCUCUCCGCCCGCGUCAAGAUAUCCGGCGAGCAAGUGGAUCUGUGUAACUUGCGCAGUGUCAAAGAGCUAGGAAACAGAUUGGUCAAGAGAGGAACCAGACUGGAUGUACUCAUCUGCAAUGCAGGAAUUGGAGGGUGGAAAGGGUUGAACUGGCCAGCGGCGAUUUGGUCAAUGCUCACGGAUUGGAAACACUCUUGCACGUACCCUACCUACAAGCUAGGUUUUGUGGGUAGUGUGUCACCCCAAGGCGGCGAGAAAAAGGAAGAGCAGUUGGGAGAAGUGUUUACGGCGAAUGUGUUUGGGCAUUAUUUGCUCGCGCAUGCAGUCGCGCCGUUGAUGAAGGGUGAUGAGACAAAGGAGCCAGGACGCAUCAUCUGGAUAUCGAGCAUUGAAGCCUACGCUCAUGCUUUCAACCCAGAGGACCUACAGGCGUUGAAGUCAGACGCGGCAUACGAGUCCUCCAAACGCCUUACGGAUCUGCUCAUCCUGACCUCAGAACUCCCAUCCACCAAACCCUCGACUUCCAAGUUCUUGCAGGAAAAGGACGACCAGCGAAAGCCAAAGAUGUAUCUGGCGCAUCCAGGUGUUUGUGCGACAAGUAUUGCGGAUCUGCCGUUGGUGCUGUGGUAUGCUAUGUUAUUGGCACAAUAUAUCGCGAGAUGGUUGGGUUCUCCAUGGCAUCCCGUAUCUUCUUACUUGGGCGCUGUUUCUAGCGCUUGGCUAUCUCUAGCUCCCUUCUCUUCGCUCGCGUCACAAGAGAAUAACGAAGGCAAGGCAAAAUGGGCGAGCUCGACAGAUGUCUUUGGUAAUGAAAGAGUCGUACGAACAGAAGUCGGUGGAUGGGGAUGGGGAGGCAGAGUAGGUGAAAAGGCAGAUGGAAAGAUGAGGUUGAGUGCGAAUAGAUGGAGAGGUCAGGAAGAUGUCACCAAGGAGUCCAGAGAGGAUUUUGAAGUACUCGGACAGAAGGUCUGGAAGGAAAUGGAGGAGUUGAGACAGAGCUGGGAAAAGAAGUUGGAUGUUUGA